Penaeus indicus is the source of this 2178-nucleotide messenger RNA. RefSeq names its product urea transporter 2-like. Gene Ontology annotation, molecular function: urea transmembrane transporter activity. Gene Ontology annotation, biological process: urea transmembrane transport. The transcript is spliced from 9 exons. Bases 139 to 1302 code for a protein of 387 amino acids. Gene Ontology annotation, cellular component: membrane. The record is from RefSeq and is a predicted model, not a curated record. Lineage: Eukaryota; Metazoa; Arthropoda; Malacostraca; Decapoda; Penaeidae.
CCCCUCAGAGAGAGCAGCUGGCACAUAUCGCUCACGGAUUGCCGAAUUGGGUCUCGGUCCAGGCAAAGGCUUUCGAGCGGAGAUCUUUACAUCAGCCUAUAUACAUUUUUUUUCACUGGCGUGUAUAAAGACAAAGUCAUGGACUACGUAAAGAAUACGCCCGGUGUUCUUGGCUGGGUGGUGGGCCAUUCCCCCGCCGUCAGCAGGGCUCUGGGGCGUCGGUCCUGGCUGUCUCCUUGGGCUCUCCUGAAGACAAUAGACAGCUUGUUGAGGGGAAUCGGCCAGGUAUGCUUCGCCGACAACCCCCUCUCCGGGCUCCUCAUCCUCCUCGGACUCUUCCUCGGCAACCCAAUGGCGGGGUUGGGCGCCGUCGUCACCUCGCUCACGGCCAUCAUCACGGCUCUGAUUUUCAAACAACCGGACGGAGCCAUUGGAGCCGGUCUCACGAACUUCAGCGCCGUCUUGGUAGGAACUGUGAUCACCUCCGUCUACCCGAUAAUCUGCCACCAGCCUCUGCCAGCACCCGUCUGGGGAUACAUGGUCGCCGGAGCCGCCUUCAGCGUCUGUCUGUUGUCAGCCCUGGCCGCUAUCUUGGCCCCGACCAAACUGCCGCCCUUCACCCUUCCCUUCAACAUCGCCACCUGCAUCGUGUUCAUCUGCCUUCGUAGCCAUGGCCUCGUGGGAGUCACACCGGAAGCCACGGCACAGAAGGUGGCCGAGGAAGAGAGUAUCCAGUGGGGGCAAGUCUUCCUAGGUUCAUUCCUCUCCGCUGGACAAGCCUACGCAGUGGAGAGCAUCGCGUGCUCUUCGCUCACGCUCAUUGGCCUCUUCUUGUAUUCGCCAAUCCUUACCGUCUUCGCCUUCUUCGGUGCUCUCACGUCUUCCCUAACAGCUCUUGCGGUGUCAUCGGCUCCAUACGCUGCCGUGUAUGCUGGUGGCUGGGGCUAUAACGGGUUCCUGUCAGGUGGAAGCCUCGCCAUCUUCAUGGUUCCCUCGCCGAGAGUCUUUCUCCUUGCCAUCGUAAACUCCGUCUUCACCACGUUCCUCCAUGCAGCGCUCGUUCCCUCUUUCGCCCUGAAUCAACUGCCAGUGUUCACCUUCCCGUUCUGCAUAAGUUCCCUGCUGUUCUUAGCCAUGGCAGGGGCGGGGGGCAUGGACAGUGUGCGGGUGUACGAGCCAACCUUCCCGGAACGAGAUCUUCUUCUCAGCAAACAGGAAAUUCGAGAGACCGAGAAGGACGGCAUCGCUACUCGUGAUCCUGCAGCUCUGCCUCUGUCAGAGAACCAAAGGGAGGCUGUGUAGAGAGCUCAAACUGUUUCAAACACGGUCUCCACACCAAACAUUUGAUUAAAGUAACAAGUUUGAGUUUUAGGGAACUAUCUUCUGUACCAACUAGUUACAGGCACCUACAGAGAUUGACAUAUAUCCAUUUAUCACACAGGCACGAAAAAAAAAUCAGUAGUCUAGUACCAAGAUCAAUGAAUGAUCUUCAUACACGAUAAUAGGUUAUGUCGAAUUUGAAUGGUUAAAAUGUUUCAUCUGUUAUAUCAACGAGAAUUCUCAAGAUUGUAAAAGAGACGUCUUACUUCAUCAAAUCUCUGAUAACUACGUAAUUAAUGAUGAAUCAAGAACAUAUUUUACAAUCUGCUUUAAAACUUCCAAUUAGUAUAUUUCGUAAUAAGUUCAUAUAUCCAUUCCAAAAAUAAGAAAAUGUGAACUGUUACCAGUUCCUCUUUGGGUAUGAAGUCCAUGCAUUUGAGAUGUAAAAUAGUCUGCUGUUAUUAACGUAUACUAUCAAUAGUUCUGUAGGUAAAGUACAGUUGUGUAUGAGUUAGACAGUACCUGUUGUUUAUAUUAGUGUUAUAUACUCUUUUUAGAUGAUAGAUAAUUUUAGAUGUAGCACUGAUUAUUAGGCAAUAAAGCACUAUCGUACUUUUAGCCAGAAUGACCUGUAUUGCCUUGUUCUACAGUUAUCAUACUUUAAAUUAAAGUUAAGGAACCAUAAAGCAAUCUGUUUUUAUCACAUAUUGGAAGGAAUAGUGGUAGCUGGAUGCAACAAACUACAAAAUGACGGAUAUAUUAAAGAAUAAAGAUUUGUGAAACAGUAGUAAUAAGGUUGCCUAAUCCACAAUUUUGUUGAAAAUCUAAACGUUUUAUACCGUUAUAUAACACACAUCA